AUCGCAUACUCAUCGCCAGACCGACAGUCAUUUGAAAUUGUGCUUCAAGAGUUGAACUUACUUGAUAGCGAUCCGAUCUCCCGCAUCACGAGAAAUAUCUUUAAGUGCAGUAUCGGCUGCCAUUGUUCUUCGGGCGGGAACAAUACACGUGAUAUUACCGUGGAAAGCAGAGAAGCCAAAGAGAUGCAGCUGCAGUUGUUGAUGUCGUUGCCACUACGGUUGUUUCUCCUUUUGAUGCUCGUAUGCGCACAACACUGUCUGGCAUGCGCCGGCAAGAAUCUUAUACGGUCAGGAGUAUCUUGUCAAGACAAGCGAAAUAUACUCGACGAGCACAAUCGACUCCGACAAUUAGUCGCAUUGGGACAAAUUCGUGGCCAACCACCAGCCAAACUAAUGAUGGAAAUAAUUUGGGACGAUGAAUUAGCCGCGGUAGCUCAGCGAUGGGCAAGCCAUUGCAACGAGAACCACGAUAAUGCACGGAAUGUUCGUAGAUUCGCAGUCGGCCAGAACAUCGCGCGUACAUGGACAACGCGCAGGCCGAUCGGGUCCUACGAUUCCGAACCCGACUGGAGGCCUCAAAUUUCUGCCUGGUUCAGCGAAGUACAAUAUUACCGCAGUGGCUACAGCAGCAUUACCGGCCAUUACACUCAAGUUGUAUGGGGCACAACGUUUUUAAUCGGCUGCGGCUAUUCCUUCUAUUAUGAUCCAUUACGAGGCUACACAAAGAAUUAUGUUUGCAACUACGGCCCGAGUGGCAAUAUUCUUGGUUACAAACCAUAUCCAUUUGGAUGGCCAGAAUGCAAUUCAUAUGGUGUCAACUACUCUAAUAGAUACUCCGGACUAUGUUCACGAGGAGUCUACUAUCCCCUUGGCGUAUACUGUACUUUCGGUUAGAUUUUUAUUAGAAAUCUG
Ceratosolen solmsi marchali is the source of this 912-nucleotide messenger RNA. RefSeq names its product venom allergen 5.01. Gene Ontology annotation, cellular component: extracellular region. The coding region runs from base 184 to 894 and encodes 236 amino acids. Lineage: Eukaryota; Metazoa; Arthropoda; Insecta; Hymenoptera; Agaonidae. The transcript has 7 exons. The record is from RefSeq and is a predicted model, not a curated record.